Molecule: messenger RNA, 1696 nt
Organism: Solea solea (common sole)
Lineage: Eukaryota; Metazoa; Chordata; Actinopteri; Pleuronectiformes; Soleidae
Product: 7-alpha-hydroxycholest-4-en-3-one 12-alpha-hydroxylase-like
Exons: 1
Coding region: 1-1530 (509 amino acids)
Molecular function (GO): iron ion binding; heme binding; sterol 12-alpha-hydroxylase activity
Source: RefSeq, a predicted model, not a curated record
AUGGGACUGCUGCUCACUAUCCUACUUGGCUUUCUUGCCUCUCUGAUCGGAGGACUUUACCUUCUUGGGGUGUUUCGAAGGCGGCAGCCAGGAGAGCCCCCUUUGGAUAAGGGACUCCUCCCUUGGCUGGGUCAUGUCUUGGAGUUUCGCAGCAACACACUGAAAUUUCUCGAGAGGAUGACGCAAAAGCAUGGCGAUGUAUUCACAGUACAGCUGGGAGGGCUUUAUAUCACAUUCAUUCAGGAUUCUCUAUCGUUUGGACAAUUUGAAAAGGACAGUAGAGAAAAAUUUGACUUCAAGAAGCUUGCAAGGCAUAUUUUAUACAGAGUGUUUGAUUAUGAACCUCAAGAGGAUGUGCAACACAUUGUCCAGAUCUCCAGCAACAAGCAUCUCAAGGGAGAUGGCCUGAAGGUAAUGAUACAAGCUAUGAUGGCUAAUUUACAGAAUCUGAUGAUGCACAGAAUCAAUGCAGUUGCAGACAAAAGCAACUGGAUAGAGGAUGGACUCUUUAUGUACAGCUGCAAUAUCAAUUUUGGGGCCGGCUACUUGUCUAUGUUUGGCAAUACAGCACCUGAGUCAGAGGGAAGUGAAGAGAAAGCGAAAGAGAAAGAUAGAGCUGAGAUGGAGACCUUAUUCUAUGAGUGGCGUAAAUAUGACCAUCUCUUCCCUGACGAGAUCCUCAAAUUGCAAACACCGAAAGACAAAUUUGAGACAAAGAGGCUGAAGGAACUUUUCUGGAACGCUCUGUCAGUGAAGAAGCUGAAGAACAAGGACAACCUGAGCCGUUGGAUAUGGGACAUACAGCAGUUUAGAAAUGAUAUGGGUAUGAAGGAGUCAAUGAUUGACAGGUACAUGUUUGUGCUUCUUUGGGCAUCUCAGGGUAAUCCAGGGCCCGCCUCCUUCUGGCUGCUCUUCUUUCUCAUGAAACACCCAGAGGCCAUGGCAGCAGUAAAGGAAGAGGUAGAUAGGGUUGUGAAGGAAUCAGGACAGGAAGUCCGACGUGGUGGUCCUUUAGUCGACCUGACUAAUGACAUGCUGAAUAAGGCAUCCAUCCUGGACAGUGCUGUGGAAGAGAGUCUCCGACUCACUGCUGCACCCCUCCUCCCCAGAGAUGUGCUUCAGGACACGACUUUCAAGAUGGCAGAUGGUCGUGAAUAUUUCAUUCGCAAAGGUGACCAAGUGGCAAUAUUCCCUUACAGUGCAGUUCAAAUGGACCCAGAGAUCCACCCUGACCCAUGUUCAUUCAAAUAUGACCGCUUUCUCAAUCCAGACGGGAGCAAGAAAACAGAUUUCUACAAGCAGGGGAAGAAGAUGAAGUACUACAACAUGCCCUUUGGUAGUGGUAUCUCAAUGUGUCCUGGGCGUUUCUAUGCCUGGAGUCAGAUUAAGCAGUUUGUCUUCCUCAUGUUGGUCUACUUUGAGUUUGAGCUGAAGAAUCCAGAUGAGAAGAUACCUGAGUUUACCAGAUUGGGCAUUGGCUCCAUGCAGCCUGCGAAUGACGUUCAAUUUCAAUACAGAUUCAGACAAUAAAACAGCGUCUUAUUUCUCGCAUUCUUAACGCUUAUAGUUGAUAAUUAGGAAACAAAAAGAUUCAUGAGUGAAGUUUUAUCUUUGAUGUGAUGAUGUGAUACCAAAUGAGUGAUCAGCUCAUAAUGGGUGUGGGUUUCAUAUGCUAUUUACUCUAUAUACACUUAUA